This is a messenger RNA of Vigna radiata var. radiata (mung bean), 1719 nucleotides long. Its product is annotated as F-box protein At2g27310. The transcript is spliced from 3 exons. Bases 458 to 1579 code for a protein of 373 amino acids. Gene Ontology annotation, molecular function: protein binding. NCBI's taxonomy places the organism in Eukaryota, Viridiplantae, Streptophyta, Magnoliopsida, Fabales, Fabaceae. The record is from RefSeq and is a predicted model, not a curated record.
AGUAUGAAAUCGUUGACCUCUCAUGCUGUUGCUCCUGUGCUUUCAAGCAUUAGUUGAGAACAACUAAGAACCAGAACACAAGAACAGUACCCCAAACCCAAUGGAUUGUGACCCUUAAACCAAUCUUCUUACAUUAUUAAUCUUCGGAAAUCCUGGUAUUUUCAUCUGGGGUUUCUUCAAAAUCAGUUCUUUUUAUCUCGUUCUUUAUAUCUCCUUCCCCAUUUGUUCUUGUCUCGCUUCUUCUGUUUUUAGCAUCUUCUUUUGUUGAUCAUCAGUCAUGUGGGAUAUUUAAGGCUUUGAAGUAGUAUCUGUCACUAGUUUACACUCAAUCAGAUGUUCUGUACUGGAGUAUCUAAAGGAGACGUUAUUUGUUAUUGACAACAGCAAGAUCUACAGUUCUUCCUGUGUUGCAGGCUGUAUUGAUACAACAUGCCUUAUUAUUCACAGGAUUAUUGUUAUGGCAGUUGCUCCUGCUGAGAGUAUUGCCUCACUGAGUAACGACCUCUUCUACGACAUAUUAAGACGUCUUGACGGCCUUACGUUGGCUUGUGCAGCUUGCACUUGUACAUCAUUUUGUUCCAUCUCAAAAGAAGAGAUCUUAUGGGAAAAUGUGUGUUCUUCUAUGUGGCCUUCAACAAACAGGGAAGAUGUCAAAAUUUUAAUAUCUUUUAUUGGUGGAUUCAGAAAAUUCUACGCAGAUUGUUUUCCUCUUAUUGUUAUGAAGGAGGUUGGAGAGUAUCAAUGGAACAGAUAUCAUGAGUACCCUGAUGAUUGGACUGAGGCUGAAUAUUAUGGGGAUAUGAAUGAAUUAGAAAGCAUCUCUCCAUCCGAUUUUGUUUCCAUAGUGGAUAUCAAGUUCAAGGAGAAACCAAUCUGCUCCAAAGUUCUAUGGGGAAUUCCAAACUCAAAUGGCUAUAAUGGGUGGUUCUACAACUGUCCUUUCCGGAUUGAUCUUCUGAGUUGUGCUGAUAGAGAUGAUAACAAUGAUGGUGUGGUUACCCUUUCUGUUUCUGAUGGACUGCCACCAAUUACUUCUAUGGAAAGGGAAAAGAAAGAUGGGAAGCUGUGGCGGGAACUUCGUGAUGGUCUCUUGCUUAGUUGGAUCAUAGUAAACAAGAAAAUUAAGCAAUCUGCUAAUCUUGCUAGCUGGAGCCCUCUAGAUGGACAGAGACAUUGGCCAACAGAUAAGGAUUUUGUCUUUCGUUUUGGAUCUGUUCUCUCUGCCAAGGACGUUCUUCCUUCUCAAGUAGUGCAGUGCAUCUUCAUUAUGAAGUUUAGAGUUGUUCACACUGAACAAGAAGGUGUUCAAACAACUCUUAGAUCAACAGAGCUGAGUAUGCAGUUGGAAGACAUGGAAGGUGCUCAUGUUAAUGGGAGGAAAAGUUUGCUUAUUCUUAAGAAAGCACUUAGUUGCCGAAGAAGCACAAAUUACAGUGAAGUACUUGAAUCUUGUCUUGCAUACUCAAAAAUGCAAAAUAUGUUAAAAGAGGAGAAGAUUAGAAACGAAAGUAGGAUUGAUACAAUUUGUAUUCUAAGUAGCAUUGUUGCUAUAAUGACAUUCUGGUACUAUGUUUUGUGAUGUGGUAAGGCAUUCCUCAUUUUACUGAAAUAAGCUAAUGUUGAUCUAGCAGCAUAUUAUCAGCUUUGGCACUCCUCUUAUGUAACACAAGAUUCCAAAAUAAAGUAAAUAUCAAAGACAGCUCCAUUGCGAGAUUUGAA